AAUGAGCGGCGACGGGGACUCAUCAACGACAAGCUCCGCCGGCGACGGCAGCACUUCAAAGGACAAAAUUCCGGCGUUCUCAGAAAUUCGAGUUAUCGAAGUAAACCGCGACAAUUUCGCGAAAAUCUGGCCAUAUUUGCUUGUUUGCAUCAAAUCCGCAGAUUUUACAGCGAUAGAUUUGGAGUUGAGCGGUCUCGGCGGGAAAGGACUACGUUCACGUGAUAUCGCUGAGAGAUAUCAGGCGAUUCGUGAUGCCGCGCAUACUAGAAGCAUUCUAUCCGUUGGAAUCGCCACAAUGAAGCUGACGCAUAAAAGUGAAAAACGUCGAGCUCUUCGCUACGAGACCCAAGUUUUCAAUAUUCUCACAUUCUCAGAAAAACCAUUCACAAUUGAACCAUCGGCUCUUCAAUUUCUCGCCAAACAUUCUUUCGAUUUCAACAGACUUAUUCAAUCAGGAGUACGAUUCCAGGGAGCCAACUGUCCAUUGAAAACUCUUUUCCGUGAGCUUCUAGGCUCAUCGGCCACCUUCUGCCUUCACAAUGGAUUUAUUGAUUUGGCAUUUAUCUAUAAGCAGUUAUAUGAUAUCGAUUUACCUGACACUCUUGAUGGAUUCGUUAAUAAUUUGAGUGAUAUGUUUCCGGAUAACUAUCUGCCGGUGGCGGAUUCCAAGUAUUUGGCAGAGUAUCAGACGAGAAUGACUGCCUCUUUUUUGGAAUAUGUGUUCCGGAGAACGCAAGGAGACAACGAGAUCGAGCGUCAAAAUAAUCGAUAUCACAUCGAAAUUUGCUUCCCAAGCUCUGAAAAGUCGAUAAAAGCUCUAAAAAACGCUACGGAAAGUGUAGAUGUACGUCUUCCAGAAGGAUUCCCAGAUCACGCGAUUCCCAUCGAUCUUCACAUCCACGUGUGCAAAUAUUUCGCGUAUCACGGCUUCUGCCACGCUCGGAACACUGAAAAAGGAUGUAAACUGCUCCAUGACGUGGAUACUGCUAUCGAUUUACAGAGGAUUAAGGAGAAUAAGAAGGCGUUCAAACGAAAACGGAGAUAUAAUAAUGUGAUUGCUGAAUCGGUUGCCGAGAAGACGGGCACCGAUGAGGAGGCAUGGAAGAACGCGAAAUUUGAGCAGAAUUUGUUGACUCGAGACUUUCGGGAGCUCAAGAGAAAUGUGGUUACAGGGCUGCAUCGGGCUGGAGUUGAUGCUUUUAUGACGGCUUUUGCGGUGAUUUAUCAGCAGAGAAGAACCCUGAUGGCUGAUAAUUCAGUUGAUUUGAAGUUCCUAAACCGCGUUCCACUGUCCGCCAAAGAUAAGCCAUUGCAUCUUCGCCACCGACCGGUCCCAGUUCCACAAUCCGAGCAAAUUGAUGCUCAUUUGGAGGCAAUGGUGGAGAUCAACAAGCAACGGGACUAUAUUCGAAUGAAUGCAGCCGCUACAGUUAUCAAAAGUGUUCAGAAAGAGGAUACACCUUGUGAAGAUUGAAUAAUUUAUUUUUGAAUUUUGAUUUUUUUUGUUGUUGUUGUUGUUAUUUCUGGUACGUUAAAUCCCCAUCUAAAUACAAUUUUUUGGAAAUUUGAAAAUUUCCACUUUUUCUCGGUUAUUGAUGUUCCCCCACCUGAUCUUGAUUGUUAAAUUCACAUUGUUUCGAUUUCAAUCCAUUUUUUUAAAUUUUUGUUGUUGUUUCCAACCUAUUUUUUUCUGAAAAAUAGACUUAUUUUG
Molecule: messenger RNA, 1711 nt
Organism: Caenorhabditis elegans
Lineage: Eukaryota; Metazoa; Nematoda; Chromadorea; Rhabditida; Rhabditidae
Gene: parn-2
Product: Target of EGR1 protein 1
Cellular component (GO): nuclear speck; nucleolus
Molecular function (GO): nucleic acid binding
Source: RefSeq, marked reviewed